AAGGAGAGACGGUCUUGGCUGCCUCCUCUGCUUUCCAGCAGCAGCAAAGCAACGCUUUCCAAGAGGAGAGCGCAGAUCGGGAGAGGGCCAGAUUCUGCCGACUCACAACCAGCACCCUCAACUCUGACAGGCUCUCUCUGAGCCGAUCAGGCAGCGUGUGCAUGCGCCUCUUCCACGCCCCUUCCACAACUCUGCCAACUCGGGGUUGCUUUGUAUAAUGGGACGUGGGAACGCCUGCCUGCGGGAGCAUGUGCUCUGCCACUGAUCCUGGCUCGCAGCGCACGCCCUCCUUAAGACUGUUUGCAAACCCAGAACCUUGAAAGGAGCAAAGAGAAGCCGAUCCACAAGGACAGCACGAGACAGCCAUGCCCAUCUCGAGGAAGUUCAGAGGGCAAACUUCACCCACUGUUGCGCUAUAAAGAAUAUUGCUGGGUGUUCCCUGCCGCACUCAAGGUGCAUGUAUGUGCAUAUACUGAAGAUCUCGCUCUCUCUAUAUAUCUCUCUGCCUUCUUUCCAUUUGGGGCAUUCGCUGCAAACAGAGCAGCAACUCAGAGAACUGACAGCAGGAGCGUUUAAAAUGAAGACUGAAAAUCAAUAUACGGGCGGCGUGCCAUGCGAAGGCAGGAAGGGGAGAAUGACCCUCGUCCUCAGCUUGGUGACCUUCGUGGCUGCCUUUGGUUCAUCUUUCCAGUACGGCUACAACGUCUCCGUGAUAAACUCUCCAGAACUGUUCAUGAAAGCUUUUUACAACGAAACCUACUUUGAAAGGAAUGGGGAGUACAUGAGCAAGGACAUGAUGACAGCCCUCUGGUCGAUCACAGUGUCCUUCUUCCCGCUUGGAGGGUUCUUUGGGUCGCUUUUGGUUGGCCCCAUGGUGAACAAAUGCGGCAGAAAGGGCACCUUACUGAUCAACAACAUCUUCUCCAUCAUCCCUGCAAUUCUCAUGGGAGCCUCCAAAGUGGCAAAGACUUUCGAAGUGAUCAUCGUCUGUCGGAUCAUCAUUGGCAUCUGUGCAGGCUUGUCUUCCAACGUUGUCCCCAUGUACCUUGGAGAGCUGUCUCCCAAAAACCUAAGGGGGGCCGUGGGAGUGGUCCCGCAGCUCUUCAUCACCAUCGGGAUCCUCGCUGCUCAGAUUCUGGGCAUGCGGAUGAUCCUCGGAAGCACAGAAGGCUGGCCAAUUCUGUUGGGUCUAACUGGGAUCCCUGCAGUACUGCAGCUUUUCCUGCUUCCCUUUUUCCCUGAGAGUCCCAGGUACCUGCUGAUCCAGAAGGGAGAUGAAGCGAGUGCCAAAGCAGCCCUGAAGAAGCUGAGGGGCUGGGAUGACGUAGAGGAGGAGAUGGAGGAGAUGCGCCUGGAGGACCAGGCGGAGAAAGCCGAGGGGCGGAUGUCUGUGCUGACCCUCUUCACCUACCGAGGCCUCCGCUGGCAGCUCAUCUCCAUCAUCGUGAUGAUGGCGGGGCAGCAGCUCUCUGGGAUUAACGCCGUCUACUACUAUGCUGACAGUAUCUAUAGGAGCUCAGGUGUGGAGGAGAACGAUGUGCAGUUCGUGACUGUGGGGACAGGGGCCGUCAACGUCGUGAUGACGUUGUUAGCGGUCUUUAUCGUCGAGUCCCUGGGGCGGAGAAUUCUGCUUCUGGCCGGUUUUGGGAUCUGCUGUGUCGCCUGUGCUGUGCUAACGGUGGCUCUGAAUCUCAAGCACAUCAACGGGAUGCCCUACUUGAGUAUAGCCUGCGUUAUCGCCUAUGUCAUUGGACACGCUAUCGGAGCCAGCCCGAUUCCAAGUGUGAUGAUAAUUGAGAUGUUCCUCCAGUCAUCUCGCCCAGCGGCAUUCAUGGUUGGAGGCUCUGUUCACUGGCUUUCAAACUUCACAGUGGGUCUGGUCUUCCAAUACAUGGAUCAAGGACUCGGGGCCUAUUCCUUCCUCAUUUUCUGCGGCAUCUGCUUGCUCACCGUCAUUUACAUCUUCCUGGUAGUCCCCGAAACCAAGAACAAAACCUUCAUGGAAAUCAACCAGAUCAUGGCGAAGAGGAACGGCACGGAAGAAGAGGCAGACAAAGAGGAGCUGAAGGAUUUCGCCACCAUCUCACAGCCUUACAGCAAGAAAGCCGAGGCGCAGAGGAACAGCGCCCUUUAAGACGCCUCUGGUCCCUUGCCCAGGAGUGGCUGAAGCCCAACUCUCCUCCAGCCGUCUUGGUGGGACAUGCCAUGCUUCGAAUUUCCUUCCCCUCCCCGCAUUGUCGUGGGCGAGGUGUAAAUAACCCCGUGUAGCUGUGCCCUCCAGUACCCUCCUUGCUACAUCCUUCUCACAUGGACAAAAACUCCCACCAGCACCUGUCCACCCAAAAAGAUACUGCCCUUUCUCUAGCAUCAAAGACUUUGCCAUUUCUGGAUGCCUUGCCUGUAAUUCACCUGUUCAAGACAUAUUUCUGAAGAACCAAGAUGGGGAACUUAUUCCCAGUUCGGAAGCGUUUCCAAAGACGGUAACUGAGUUUGGAGGAUGUUGGCAAAGUGAUCUGCAGGCAGAUGUGGGUUUGGUUGUUAGGCUGCUGUGAAUCCAUCUGACCUGAGAUUCACUGUAUGGCUGGACCCAAAAUCCUCUUAGAAAUGUAGCGUUUCCUCUCUGCAUUUCAGCGCAGGGGGAAGCAUUUCCUUCUCACGAAGCCAUGCUGCUUACGCUGGGGUAAGGUGAACAGACAAUUCUUCUGCCUUCACAUCCCACAAACUGAAGCACAGACCUGGGGAUGUACUCGGAGGUGACUCACGAUAAUCUGAUUUUAGACACCUAGCAUGCAAUUCCUCUUUGCCAAAGGCAGAGGACGUGCCAAAAUUCAGCGCCUUGUAAAAGAUACGAACAAUAAUCAAGCGAGGCUGCACGGGAAAGUCUCACAGAGCUGGAAGGGGUCUCAAGAGCAUCCAACCGUGUUUAACAAUUUUCCAUGUUAUGUGGAAAUCAGGGACUUUGGCUGAGGCUUUGACACCCCCUAUCACAGCAGUGGGGGACAUAAUUGUGCCCCCCAGACUCUCUGCCAUUGACCCACAAGACCAUUUCAGCCAAGCCACAGGCCAUCUUAUUGGAGGGUUUCUAGUAGACCCAUCAAAGAGAAUGAACAUGACUACCUUAGAUUCAUGCAUUCCAGUGGGUCUGCACUGAGCAUAAUUCAGUUGGAUACAAUCCUGAGAUCUUGUAGGACGCCAGGUGCAGGCAGGUAAAGACCUGACCCAGCCAAAAAGGGCUUCGCCAAACCUACCCACCCCCCAAUCAGCCCUAGUGCAACACAAACCUAGAGGCCUUUUAUCUGCUGCAGCCCUUAUUUUAACUUUGCAUGGGGGUGGGCAUGUGACAGAGUUCCUGUUUCGCUGCAGGAAGCCCUGCCAAUGGAAAAAAGUGAAACUCUAUAUCUGUCCAAUGCCUGCACUGACAUUUCUAGCCUUAAAAAGCCCCCACGCCCAACUUGAUGUGGUUCCUAACGAGGUCUCAAAUGACACAGUGGACCCCGAAUAAUUCUGAAUUCCUUGCUGGAGAGAGUGUGUGUGUGUCUGCAGCAGGGUCAAGAUGUUUUGGCACCUAUCUCUGCUCGUUAAGGAAGUGAAAGGAGUCUGUUACAACACAGUUUUUAACCUCAGCUCUUCCCCUGCUGCAUUGGUAUCAAUUGCCAGGCUAUAAUGGUUAUAACUAAAACACUAAUUUUAAUCAUUUUGAUUUUCAUUAAAGCACUAGUGGAGCUCUAAUUCUGAUUCAGCCUUAGCUGAACAGGCAAAUAAGUCUAGAAGGCGGUAUCCCUUGAAGGCCUUCCAUCUGACCGGCUUAAGAUUUUACUGUCUGCUUUUCCUGAAAGUAGACAUUUUUCUUACCACCUACAAACAAUCAUAAAAAUUUGCAAUUUAAUUUUAAGCACAAUUUGUGUGCUUUACACUUACCAUGUGCUUUAAAAAGUGGUGAACGGGUCUCCUUGCUUGUGGAUGAAGUGAGGAAUAUAAUACACAUUUGACUUUUUAAAUUAUUGUUAUUUUAGUAUUGAACUGGGUUAUUUUAGAGGGGAAAGCAGGUUUUUAGGAUUAAGGGAUGUAUAACACACAUUCUAAGGGACGCGGGUGGCGUUGUGGUCUAAACCACUGAGCUUGCCGAUCAGAAGGUCGGCGGUUUGAAUCCCCGCAACGGGGUGAGCUCCCGUUGCUUGGUCCCUGCUCCUGCCAACCUAGCAAUUUGAAGGCACGUCAAAGUGCAAGUAGAUAAAAAGGUAAGGUAAGUUAAACAAUGUUUCCAUGUGCUGCUCUGGUUGCGCCGAAGUGGCUUAGUCAUGCUGGCCACAUGACCUGGAAAAACUGUCUGUGGAGUGGACAAACGCUAGCUCCCUCGGCCUGCAAAGUGAGAUGAGCGCUGCAACCCCAGAGUUGUUCGUGACUGGACUUAACUGUCAGGGGUCCUUUACCUUUAGCACACAUUCUGGUUUAAAUCUGUGUUUUGCUGCUGUACACCCGGCAGUGGAUUAUCUCAGCCAAGGGAUACUGGCCAAGUCAGUGGAGGCUGGUUCAUUAAGGGCAAAUCCGUUUGCCCUAAGCCACACUCCACCUGCCUGCUUUAUUCCUCAACAGAAAGUGUAGCUUCUUUCCCUUUAGUUUCAGUAUUGACCUUAUAGAACCCAACGGAGGAUGGGGACAAAACUACAGUCAGACGGCUCGGUCUGUCAUUUACUCUGGCUCCAUCUGCUGGUGAGCUCCCUGUCUUACACCCUACCAGUUGCAACUGGAACCAGCCACCUCUGGCCCAAGGAAGGAAAUGGCAGAGAACUGAUAAACGCAGGUGGUUUUUGUAUCAACAGAACUAACAAUUUCUCUCACACCGAACAGACUUGAUUCUCCUGGGUGGUGUGUAUAUAUGGAAACAAACCAAAACCCCUUUCACAUAGAAAACUCAGAUUAGAAUAGUGUUAACCUAGCCUUGCCCUUGACAUGCUAGCUUUCCACAUGCAACCUGAAGUGGCAGAGCCAGGUGAACCACCUAUGUGUGAAUUAGGCUUGCCUGAGUGGGUCCCUUUUCCUGGCCCAGUACUAAAGACUUUUUAAAAAAAUAAAACCCAGAACAAAGGAUUAAUUGCUUUAAAACAAGGCAAAUUGUUGGUCCAUCUAGCUCAGUGCUGCCUACACUGACUGGCAGUGACUCUCAGGUUUCAGGCAGGGGAUAUAUUCUCAGCUAUACUAGGAGAUGCUGGGGGAUUGAACCUGGGACCUUCUGUGUGCAAGGCAGAUGCUUUACCACUGAGCUAUUGCUCUGGGGUUCCAUAGAGGGCUCUUUCCCAGCCUUAUCUGAAGCUGCCUGGGACUGAAUCUGUGGCUCUCUAGAUGAAGCUAUGGUCUCAGCCGCACACUCCAUUUAUUGGGAUGCUCAGCUGGUCUCAACAAUCAAGGUGGGAUCUCAUAAUUGACCCGAGCUGUCCUAAGGAAUAGGCAAUGCAAUCAAAUGCUUGUUUUUCAAGAAUUUUGAGUCCCAGCAUGUUCAGUUGAUCUUGCUGCCCAGUAAGUUUUGAGCUUCAACCUAAAUCUCCCAGUUUUAUUAUGGGUUUCUGUUUACUCACUGUCUGCCCCCUCCCAUCCAUUUUCAAUUGUUGCUUGUUUGGACUUCAUAUAACAAGACACACAAGUUUAAU
Molecule: messenger RNA, 5645 nt
Organism: Podarcis raffonei (Aeolian wall lizard)
Lineage: Eukaryota; Metazoa; Chordata; Lepidosauria; Squamata; Lacertidae
Product: solute carrier family 2, facilitated glucose transporter member 5-like
Exons: 13
Coding region: 458-2134 (558 amino acids)
Biological process (GO): monosaccharide transmembrane transport
Cellular component (GO): membrane
Molecular function (GO): hexose transmembrane transporter activity
Source: RefSeq, a predicted model, not a curated record